CUACCUUCUUUGGUUCUAUGCUUGGUCGAUGAUGAAUUGCAGCUUUGGCUUUGAGGCAUAGGGUUGCGUUCGACCAUCACAAGAUCAAAUGAGCCACACAUCUAAAGAUACCUUCCCUUCAGGGCCAUUUUGAAAACUUGAACUCAAACUUCAUGGCUAUGGUACUUUUGAAGAGAAGUCCAGACUUCAUGAACCUCUCCCACGUGUAAUAAAGUGGACCCAGCUCACCUGUCACCAUUCUCGCAGCUUACCACCAGCAUCUGCUUAUCUCAUCACCCCUCAACCUCACUUCACCACCUCACUUUUAGUCUCACUCAAACACAACCGAACAAUUCAGACCCUCAUUCUCAACAUCCAUUCAGCCCUACAACAGUAACAAACCCCCCAACGCAGCAAAAUGAGCGGCGAACCAGCCCCCUCCCCCCUCCCAACCUACGUCUACAAGAUCAUCCCCUCCGCCCCUCCCUCCCCGAUCCCCGAUUUUUAUCCGCUCUCGGAUCUCGACCGGCAAGACGGGUUCGUGCACCUGAGCACCGCAUGGCAGGUCCCCAUCACCUCCUCCCUCUUCUUCACCUCAUUCAAGUCCUUCCACAUCCUCAAACUCCGCCUCUCCAACUUCCCCCAAGAAAGCGUAAAAUGGGACGAAGUCCCCGGCACCAACGGCUGCCCCCAUCUCUACGGCACCUUUGGCGCCAAGGACGUUGUUGACAGCAAAGAGUUCGUCCGGGGAGAUGACCAAACCUGGGAGGAUGUCUUGAGGGGUGAUAGCUGGCUCGAAUAGAGCUCUUAGACCACACACACUCAACAAAUAUCAAACCCUCUUCCGCCCCCAAAUAGUUCAUAAAAAAAAUCAACGCUCUCAUUGAAACUGAUCUAAACCCAAACCCAAACCCAAAGCAAAACUCCAUUCCCCUUCUCACCUUACCCCCUCUACUUUGUCC
Podospora pseudopauciseta is the source of this 941-nucleotide messenger RNA. RefSeq lists its product as uncharacterized. The coding region runs from base 398 to 781 and encodes 127 amino acids. The transcript is spliced from 2 exons. NCBI's taxonomy places the organism in Eukaryota, Fungi, Ascomycota, Sordariomycetes, Sordariales, Podosporaceae. The record is from RefSeq and is a predicted model, not a curated record.